Molecule: messenger RNA, 1717 nt
Organism: Panicum virgatum (switchgrass)
Lineage: Eukaryota; Viridiplantae; Streptophyta; Magnoliopsida; Poales; Poaceae
Product: E3 ubiquitin-protein ligase RHF2A-like
Exons: 8
Coding region: 294-1448 (384 amino acids)
Molecular function (GO): ubiquitin-protein transferase activity
Source: RefSeq, a predicted model, not a curated record
GACAGGAGGAGGUGGUGCCGCGGGGCCCACCCGGAGGGGCAGGCGGGGCGGUGGGGGCCGCGUGGAGACGAGGCACGCGUCUCGCUCGCUCGUCUCCCCCCAACCCUUUUCGUGUUCCUUCCCCAUCGCCUCUCGCCUCCCCGUCCAGACCUCGCACCGCAGCGAGAGGAGAGAGAGAGAGAGAGAAAGAGGGCUAGGGUUUCGUGCUCCCCCACGCCUCACGCAUCGAAUCCGAGCCGGAUCGGGGGGCGCGCGGAGUCGCCGGCGUCCCGGCGGCGCCUGGGCUGUUUGCAAUGGCAUCUGGAACUGAUGACAAAACUAAGACGGAGGGUUUGACAUCAGCUGCAGCCUUUGUAGAGGGCGGCAUUCAGGAUGCAUGCGAUGAUGCAUGUAGCAUUUGCCUUGAGGCUUUCUGUGAGAGUGACCCUUCUGCAUUGACCAGCUGCAAACAUGAGUUCCAUCUCCAAUGCAUUCUGGAAUGGUGUCAGAGAAGUUCACAGUGCCCAAUGUGUUGGCAGCCAAUUAGUAUGAAGGAUCCUACCAGCCAGGAGCUGCUUGAGGCAGUAGAACGCGAGAGGAACAUAAGAACCAAUCAAACUCGAAACACAACUAUAUUCCAUCAUCCUGCUCUUGGGGAUUUUGAGCUGCAGCAUUUACCUGUUGUUGGUAAUGAUGCUGAGCUUGAAGAGCGUAUACUACAGCAUCUAGCGGCUGCCGCUGCAAUGGGAAGGGCACACCAUCUUGGAAGAAGGGAGGGGCACAGGGGCCGUUCUGGCUCUCAUGGUCGCCCACAGUUCCUAGUUUUCUCUGCUCAUCCAAAUUCACCUUCUACCGGCACAAUUUCUUCCUCUUCUGCUCAUGUGGAGGGGGACUAUGAUUCAAAUCCUGUUAACCCUAGAGCUAGUGAGUCAUCUCCACGAGCUAUUCGCAUUGGAGACGCUGGUAACCAAAGCCCUGGGAUGCUUACCUAUGAUGCUGAACAGGAUGCUGUCGUUUCUUCUGGAAAUAGCACUCCUGUAUCAAGUCCUAGGUUUUUUAACAGGAGACACUCCACUGGGCAGUCAACUCCAGACAGGGCUGGACCGUCGGAUGUUCAGUCUUUCUCAGACUCUCUGAAGUCUCGCCUGAAUGCUGUCUCGAUGAAGUACAAAGAAUCUAUUACGAAGAGUACUCGAGGGUGGAAGGAGAGACUCUUUUCGCGCAACUCAUCUGUGGCGGAUCUUGGUUCUGAAGUAAGAAGAGAAGUUAAUGCUGGAAUUGCCUCUGUGUCAAGGAUGAUGGAGCGCCUGGAAACUAGAGGAAGUAGCAGAACAGGUGAUAGCCCAACAGCAUCCACAUCUGAAGUUCCUCCUCCUACAGAGUCAAGCAAUGAAAGGGCUCCAGAGAGCAACGCUGCUUCUAGUACUUCUACAUCUACAAGUGCAAGCAACAGUUGUUUAUCGGUAUAAAUAACGGAUAUGUUAUCUUCAUAGUAUUUGGGUCCCUAUAAUAAAUAUGAUUGGAACAGCAAAGCUUGAUGCUGUUAUACAGAUUCUGUACCACAGUUUUCCUGUUUGUUUUCUGUUUGUGCUCUCUGCGUGGCUGAACCAAUGCUUUUGGUGUACAAAGAUCAUGCAUGUUUUGACUUUUUUGUGCGUGUAUAUAACAUAAACGUAUUAUUGUUGCUUUCCCCUUUCGGGGAGAACUAGCUAUAUUUUAAAAAAAGAAAGAAAGAGAA